Daucus carota subsp. sativus is the source of this 1552-nucleotide messenger RNA. Its product is annotated as epidermis-specific secreted glycoprotein EP1. Lineage: Eukaryota; Viridiplantae; Streptophyta; Magnoliopsida; Apiales; Apiaceae. The record is from RefSeq and is a predicted model, not a curated record. Bases 46 to 1374 code for a protein of 442 amino acids. The transcript has a single exon.
AUAAGUAAUAAGCAUGCUUUCCUCAAAACAUGAACAACUCGAAACAUGGCCUCUAUGCAUAGAUUAAACCUUGCAAUCCUAUUUCUCUUCAUUCAAACACUCUCCUUGAGCUUUUGUCAAGCCACUGUUCCUGCCAAUGAAACAUUCAAGUAUGUAAAUGAAGGAGAGUUGGGUGAAUACAUUAGUGAAUAUCUCGGUGAUUACCGAGCUCUAAGUGUCUUCACUUCUCCAUUUCAACUUUGCUUCUAUAACCAAACACCUACGGCCUUCACCCUUUCUCUUCGUAUGGGCUUAAGGCGCACCGAGUCGCGUAUGCUCUGGGUUUGGGAAGCUAAUAGAGGGAACCCCGUUGAUGAGAAGGCCACUUUCUCAUUCGGAACUGAUGGAAACCUAGUCCUUGCUCAUUCCAAUGGGAAAGUUGCAUGGGAAAGUGCUACGGCCAACAAAGGUGUCGUGGGUUUCAAGUUACUCCCUGAUGGAAAUAUGGUGCUUUAUGAUUCUAAAGGCGCGUUUUUAUGGCAAAGCUUUGAUUCUCCUACGGAUACUCUCUUAGUUGGCCAGUCUCUCCGCGUGGGAGCUGCCACAAAGCUUGUCAGCAGGGCUUCUCGGAAUGAAAAUGUGAAUGGGCCUUAUAGCCUUGAAAUGGAGCCCAAGGGAUUAACUAUGUAUUAUACUCCUGCUAACUCUCCAAGGCCUAUGCCUUAUUUCACAUUCUCACAGUGGUUUAACAUAACCAAAGGGGCCACUAUACAGAACAUGACAUUUCUAAGCGAAAAUGAGUAUGGUGAAGGUUUUGCUUAUAAUCUACAAUUUGGCUUGGGCGUUGCUAAUUCCCCCUACAGCGCUGGCGGCAUCCUUUCCAGGAUCAAAUACAAUACGACAUUGUCAUUUCUAAGGUUAGCAAUGGAUGGGAACAUAAAGAUAUAUACUUAUAAUGACAAAGUUGAUUAUGGUGCAUGGGAAGAAACAUAUACAUUGUUUUCGAGAGAUUCUGAUGCAUCGGAGUGUCAGUUACCGACGAGAUGUGGGAAGUUUGGGCUUUGCGAGGACAGUCAAUGUGUGGGUUGUCCAUCACCUAACGGGCCAGUUUUGGCUUGGAGCAAGAGCUGUGAGGCACCUAAGGUAUCAUCAUGUGCUGCCAAGGACUUUCACUAUAAUAAAUUGGAAGGAGUUGAUCAUUUCAUGGUGAAAUACACAGAAGGAGAUGGACCUGUGAAACAAAAUGACUGUGAAAUGAAAUGCACCAGAGACUGCAAGUGUUUAGGAUACUUCUAUCAUCUGGACACGUCAAGAUGUUGGAUUGCUUAUGAUCUUAAAACUCUCACUAGAGUUGACAGCUCAAAACAUUUGGCCUUUGUUAAGGUGCCUAAUUAGUACCUGAUUAAAUUUUCGGCAGGCGUUUGGAUUUCUGUUGUGCCUUGUAUCUUCUUCAUUUCACUUUUUGUUUACUUUCCUAAUGCGCGCAUUUAUAAUACAUGUGGCCUGGUAACAAGCUUUAAGAACAAGAAGUGAUCAUGUAUUAGCAAUAAAGGACACUUAUGUGAUUCAUCAA